Molecule: messenger RNA, 1053 nt
Organism: Lindgomyces ingoldianus
Lineage: Eukaryota; Fungi; Ascomycota; Dothideomycetes; Pleosporales; Lindgomycetaceae
Product: Nicotianamine synthase
Exons: 3
Coding region: 1-1053 (350 amino acids)
Biological process (GO): nicotianamine biosynthetic process
Molecular function (GO): nicotianamine synthase activity
Source: RefSeq, a predicted model, not a curated record
AUGGCUGGCUACCAUCCUCAUCGGCUCUCCUCUUUGGCAGACAGAGGGCGGGAAUCGCCACUCGUUCUCCAUGCCCAGAAGGCUCAAUUACAAUUCUCCGAUACUCCCCCGAAAACCCCCAAAAUAGAGUCUAUAUUGGCGCACGAAUUAGUUCAGGAGAUUGGAGACCUGUAUAUUUCUCUUAGUCGCCUGGCACUUACAAGUCUCGCUCCAAGUCCGGAGGUCAACUCGCUUCUCACGCGUCUGGUCGAGCUUUGCAUUGAACCUCGAAGAGGAGAGGUCGUUAAUCACGUAUUUCAGCUCAAAGGCACAUGGACUACGUUGUUCUGCAAGUUACGCUCACUCUGCGCAACCGCAGAGUGCGAAUUAGAGAACCAUUGGGCACAGCAGAUUCUGAACUCGCGCCAUGGCUCUUCUGCUUUGUCUUCUGAACCAAAGGCCCUCUUACACUCCUUCCCGUACUAUCAAAAUUACCUCGACCUCUCACGGUUGGAAUGCUCAACGCUAGAAGGCUUCCUCCUAGCUCACCCUAUCGACUCCCGGCCUUCACCGAGCAGAAUCGCAUUCAUUGGCUCUGGGCCGUUACCUCUAACCUCCUUCUGCAUGUUAAACCGCUACCCAAAAGCCUCGGUUCAUAAUAUAGAUCGAGAUAUUGAUGCUUUGCGGGUGUCGUGGGAGCUGACGAUGAUGCUAGGGUAUGGAGAGCGGAUGACAUUUGAGGGUAGGGAUGUUAGUUCAGAAAAGAGCUGCGGGGAACUGGUGGAAGGACAUGGGGAGAUAGCAGAUUGGAGUAAAUUUGAUGUCGUAUUUCUUGCUGCACUUGUCGGUAUGGAUUCGCAGUCGAAGAUUGAGAUUCUCGCUUCACUAGGGAAGAAAUUGUCACCGGGAACUCUAGUCAUUGCAAGGAGCGCCCAUGGCUUGCGAGAGGUGCUAUAUCCUGCACUAGAGCUUUCGGAGGAGUUGCAUAGAAUCGGCUUCAAGAUCCUCGUCGUUGUUCACCCCUGGACGAAGGUUGUCAACUCUGUCAUUGUACUAAGAGUUAAGGGUACUUAG